AGCAAGAGUUCUGCGCAUGCGUGAGAGCCCUGCGUCCUGCAUCAACCAGCUAUAUGAGACCGGGCGCGGAUACAGAUGCAGUUUUCUUGAACAGCCGCACAAAUGGAUGGAACCGAAACGAACCGGAGAAACUCCGCGAAAACGGAGCAACAGAAGAUGUUAGACUCCGGAGGAAACCAAAGUGGAUCUAAGGACAGAGUGACUCUUAAAAAAGAAAUUGGUCUCUUGAGCGCGUGCGCCAUAAUUAUAGGCAACAUCAUUGGCUCAGGGAUCUUCAUCUCUCCAAAGGGUGUUCUAGAUCAUGCAGGCAGUGUGGGGUUUUCACUUAUUGUGUGGGUUCUCGGAGGAGGUAUCUGUGCCCUGGGAUCUCUUUGCUAUGCCGAGCUGGGCGUCACCAUCCCCAAAUCAGGUGGAGACUACUCAUAUGUGACAGAGAUCUUCGGGGGCCUGGUGGGUUUCUUGUUGCUGUGGAGUGCAGUGUUGAUCAUGUACCCAACUACUCUGGCUGUGAUUGCGCUCACCUUCUCCAACUAUGUGCUACAGCCUGCCUUCCCAAACUGCCUGCCUCCAUACAUUGCCACCCGGGUCCUCUCAACCGCCUGUGUCUUGUUCCUGACUUGGGUGAACUGCUCCAGUGUGCGCUGGGGGACACGGAUCCAGGAUGUUUUCACUGUGGGGAAGCUGCUGGCCCUUGUUCUCAUCAUUGUAGUGGGAAUUGUCCAGAUUGCCAAAGGACACUAUGAUGCAUUGGAGCCUCAGAGAGCUUUUGAGUUCAUAAAGGAUCCAUCAGUGGGGCAGAUUGCUCUAGCCUUCCUGCAGGCCUCAUUUGCAUACAGUGGAUGGAACUUCUUGAACUAUGUCACUGAAGAGGUGGUUGAGCCUCGCAAGAAUCUUCCACGUGCGAUCUACAUCUCCAUCCCCCUGGUGACGCUCGUCUAUACUCUCACCAACAUUGCGUACUUCUCCUCCAUGUCCCCUCAAGAGCUGCUGGAGUCGAACGCUGUUGCUGUGACAUUUGGAGAGAAGCUGCUAGGAAUGUUCUCCUGGGUGAUGCCCAUCUCUGUAGCUCUUUCCACCUUCGGGGGGAUUAACGGAUACUUGUUUACCUCUUCUAGGUUGUGUUUCUCAGGCGCCAGAGAGGGUCACCUGCCCUACCUGUUGGCUAUGAUCCACCUUAAGAGCUGCACACCAAUCCCCGCCCUGCUCGUUUGUUGUACGGCCACCAUAGUGAUCCUGUGUAUCGGGGACACUCAUAACUUGAUAAACUACGUGUCUUUUAUAAACUACCUCUCAUAUGGAGUCACUAUAGCUGGGCUGCUGUACUACAGAUGGAAGAAACCCAAACUAGUCAGACCCAUCAAGGUAAACUUGUUGGUCCCUUGCAGCUAUCUAGUGUUCUGGGCAGUGUUGCUGGGCUUCAGUCUGUACUCGGAGCCAGUGGUGUGUGGUAUGGGGCUGGUGAUCAUGCUCACUGGAGUCCCCAUCUACUUCAUUGGAGUUCAGUGGAAAAACAAACCAUACUGGGUUUACAGUGCUGUGGAGAAAGUCACCUAUCUGGGGCAGAAGUUGUGUUAUGUGGUCUUCCCCCAGGAUGAUCCUUCUGAAAUACAGCCUCUUACAGAGAAAUCGGAGCUGUGAGCAUCAGCACAGGACCUCUUGCACUCCUGUUUGGAAUAGCAAAGACCUGUUGUCCAUCCGUUAUUGAGUGUUCUCCUUGUCCGAUGCUGUAUGUGAGGAGAUGUUCCCCAAAAGCUCCUCUGAGACUCAGCCAUCACAGCAGAAGAAACAGAAAUUUAACGUUAUCUCACUCAGACAUCACAUUUCUUAGUUGAAACAGUUCUCCCCUCGCAUACAUUCGUCCGGACAUCACCUUGUAAUUGAACGUACCCUCCUCCUGUCCUGUCAGAGCUGAAUUUCUAUGUCGUCUUCAUGUUUUCUCUGGGAGUUGUUCGUUUUUUGAGAACUGUUGGUGUAUUCUCGUGUGCCUUACAGGAUCUCUCUGUAUUUGAGGUUAUUAUCUUUACUUUAAGUAGACUUUUUAUUAGUAAUCCCCUGUAAGUGAGCGACUUCUUGAAGCCUGUUUACCUUUUAACAGUUUUCUGAAAUCUAAACUCCAUUUGUGAGUCUGAACUUUCUCUCCUAGAGGAUUAGGCCUUGUCCUCUAGUCCUCCUAAUUAUUACUUACUCCCUCAAGCAAAAAACGUAAUAACGUCUAGCUGCGCUCAACUGUCUAUGCAAGAAUAGUCUAGGCACUUUAAUGAAGUUACCUAUUUUUAGCUCAUAUUGCACGCUAAACUUAUUGCCAUGCUUCCUGAAUAAGCAACAAUCUCCUGCCACUGUUAAACAGAGGCUCUGCCCCAGCACUCAUUAGCACUGCCAGUCUUUUAGCCUUAUGCUAAUGAUAGGAACCAUGAGAUGUUCCAAGUUCAUUCUUCUUGAAUAACAUUAUUUACAUAAAAGGUGCUUUACAUUUAAAAAAAAUUCUCAAAGGCAGACACUUUCAACUGUUAUCCAAAAGGAGAUGUAGUCCUCCACCCAUUAAUGCCUUUAGAUAACAAGACAUUAGUCUAUUUUGGCUUUGAUUUUGGGCACUGAACAUGGACAUUCCACUGAGCUAUAUGCAACAGCGAUGAUAUCCAUCUUUUCAUUUGAAACUGAAUACCAAACCGAAGUCAAACAGAUUUUGGAUCUGAAGGAGUUGAUUAGCGGAUUUGGGACUUGAGCGCCCUCUUCAGGCCAGAUCUUUCUAGACACACAAUCAUACCCGGUAUGAAGACCCCAGUGCUCUUCUCUUUCCAUGGGUCCAGCUCAGUGUCUCUCAGUGAUGUCCGCCAAGACUAGCAGUGUUCAUGCUUUCACUGCCCACAGCGGCAAAGGCACAAUGAUAAGCACAGUACAGUGAAAUCUUAAUGUAAAUAUUGCUUAACAUUUCAAAUACAUCAGGGAUUCAUUGUGAGAUCACAUUCCUGACAUUAGUAAAGUGUGAAAUGUAUGUAUUAAGUAUACAUAUGUUUCAUAUUGUAUGCACUAUAGACAUGUAUGCUGAUAUACUUGUGUUUUGUAAAAAUUGUUAAAAGGUGUUUAUCAAUAACAAUAUUAGCACAUUAAAUUUAAUUCUAAAAAAAGGUUGCAAGUAA
Messenger RNA from Megalobrama amblycephala (Wuchang bream), 3137 nucleotides. RefSeq names its product solute carrier family 7 member 10a (gene slc7a10a). Lineage: Eukaryota; Metazoa; Chordata; Actinopteri; Cypriniformes; Xenocyprididae. Gene Ontology annotation, biological process: amino acid transmembrane transport; D-serine transmembrane transport; D-alanine transmembrane transport. Gene Ontology annotation, molecular function: L-amino acid transmembrane transporter activity; neutral L-amino acid transmembrane transporter activity. The record is from RefSeq and is a predicted model, not a curated record. The transcript has 11 exons. The coding region runs from base 103 to 1638 and encodes 511 amino acids. Gene Ontology annotation, cellular component: membrane.